UCCGGGGGCUCGUCAGGAGGAAUCAGGAAAACCAGGCUGUUGUUUUGACUCCGAAUUACCUCCCGAGCUGAAUCUGUGAAAUUCCGGGUUCAUGCCGGAUUUCGAGCACUUCAGAUUUUCCUACUCGAGCAUGAAUCCGGUCCUGGGGGAGAGCGGCUUCCUGGGCCCGCAGCUGCAGCAUCACCAGAUGCCGGGCCAGGCCGACUCCGCCAUCCCGGAGCCGGGAUACUUCCUCGGGGACCACGGUGGAUUUGGCCCCGAUGGGCUCUCCGGGCUGGAUCUUGGGGCCCUCCCACCAUCGGGCCUGGCCUACCUGCACCUGAGCUCGCCCCUGCACCGCGUGCCGCCCGCGGCCACGGCGCUGCGCAACGACCUGGGCUCCAACAUCAGCGUGCUGAAGACCCUCAACCUGCGCUUCCGCUGCUUCCUGGCCAAAGUGCACGAGCUGGAGCGCAGGAACAAGGUGCUGGAGAAGCAGCUGCAGCAGGCUCUGGAGGAGAACAGCGCAGGGGACGGCCACCACAAGCCCCUGACCAAAGACAUGGGGGUCCAGACCGGAUUCAUCGGGCCCAUCCCAGGCAGGCCGGGCCACAUGCCGCUCCACAACGCCAACAGCUCGGCCUACCUCCCCGGCGGCCUCCUCUCCCCCACCCUGAACCCCCCUCCCCUCUGCGACAACAAAUACCUGCCGGGGAACAACCUGAACGCGGAUUCCAACUCCAACUUCUCCGUCAGCCCGGCGCUGAGUCCCAGCGACCCCACCAGGACCAUCGCCUCCAACAUCAACGAGAGGUUCUCCGCUCACACCGGGACCGGCACCACCAGCGGGGCCCCCCACCCGGCCCCCCCGCCUCCUCCGCCGCCCCCUCCGCGCUUCCUCCCCGGCACCAUCUGGUCCUUCAACCACACGCGCCGUUUCGGCGCCGGGAGGGAGUCGUGCGUCGCGGGACCGGGCGUCUCGUGGACGCACCCGGACGGGGUGGGGGUGCAGAUCGACACCAUCACGCCGGAGAUCAGGGCGCUGUACAACGUGCUGGCCAAGGUGAAGAGGGAGAGGGACGAGUACAAGAGGAGAUGGGAGGAGGAGUACACAGCCAGACUGGACCUGCAGGAGAAGGUGGCUGAACUGGAAGAGGACCUGCAGGAGAGCGAGGUGUGUCAGGACGAGCUGGCUCUGCGGGUGAAGCAGCUGAAAGCGGAGCUCGUCCUCUUCAAAGGACUCGUCAGUAACGACCUGUCAGACCUGGACAGCAAGAUCCAGGAGAAGGCCAUGAAGGUGGACAUGGAUAUCUGCCGCCGCAUCGACAUCACGGCCCGCCUCUGCGACGUCGCCCAGCAGAGGAACUGCGAGGACGUCAGCCACAUCUUCCAGGUCCCAACGCCGCCGUCCACUCUGAGCCGCCGGGUCCGGAAGCAGAGCGGCCAGUCGCAGAAGAGCGCCGACGGAGACGAGCUGAGCAUGUCCGAGAGCGAGGGGGGCGGAGCCAAAGACGAGGAGUCGUCCUGCAGCACCUCGGCCAAUCAGAUCAACGAGCAGAUGCAGAGGAUGCUGAACCAGCUGAGGGAGUGUGAGUUUGAGGACGACUGUGACAGUCUGGCCUGGGAGGAAACUGAGGAAACUCUUCUGCUCUGGGAGGAUUUCCCUGGAUGUGCUCUGGGAGUGGAAACACAGGGGGAGCUGCAGGAGGAGUCCAUCGAGGACGUCAUCAAAGACACAGAGAGUCUAUUUAAGUCCAGAGAGAAGGAGUACCAGGAAACUAUCGACCAGAUCGAGCUGGAACUGGCCACAGCCAAGAGCGACAUGAACCGCCACCUGCACGAGUACAUGGAGAUGUGCUCCAUGAAGAGAGGCCUGGACGUCCAGAUGGAGACGUGCAGGAGACUCAUCACGCAGAGCGGAGACAGAAAGUCGACGUCGCUCAUCCCGCUCAUGGUGGACGACUCGGACGUGGAGGAGAAGGACAGGAAGAAGCCGACUCCGCCCGGCGACUCUGAGAGCCACGACUCCUGCUGCGACGUCAACGCCGCUAUCCCGCCUCUGACCUGGAGGAAACCCUAACACACCUCCAUGGAAAACACA
Salarias fasciatus (jewelled blenny) is the source of this 2080-nucleotide messenger RNA. RefSeq names its product intermediate filament family orphan 1a (gene iffo1a). The transcript is spliced from 9 exons. The coding region runs from base 92 to 2059 and encodes 655 amino acids. The record is from RefSeq and is a predicted model, not a curated record. Lineage: Eukaryota; Metazoa; Chordata; Actinopteri; Blenniiformes; Blenniidae.